This is a messenger RNA of Pomacea canaliculata, 3591 nucleotides long. Its product is annotated as serine/threonine-protein phosphatase 6 regulatory ankyrin repeat subunit B-like. The transcript is spliced from 8 exons. Gene Ontology annotation, biological process: protein localization to ciliary inversin compartment; intracellular signal transduction. Lineage: Eukaryota; Metazoa; Mollusca; Gastropoda; Architaenioglossa; Ampullariidae. Bases 1079 to 2386 code for a protein of 435 amino acids. Gene Ontology annotation, cellular component: ciliary inversin compartment. Gene Ontology annotation, molecular function: protein binding. The record is from RefSeq and is a predicted model, not a curated record.
UAAGUAUUUUUUUUUUUUUUUAUAAAUCGUCUGCCAGCUGUCCAGGGGAUAUAAGUUCGUGGUCUAUUGAAUAUAUUUAAUUUCAAUCGCAUCUGAUAGUCAUUGAACACACUUACAUGAAUUCAUAUUAUUUCGUUUCUUUUUUCCCACCUAUCUGACGCAUAAACUGUAUUUUUGAAUCUAUCUACUAUUAAGCCGAUAAAGGAAACAGUAUGAGACUCGGGCUGUUAAUGAUUAAGGGGUUAACUUCAUCCAGUGUGCAACCACGGAGGUGGUUAGGUUCGUGGUGAAAAUGCCAGUUUCUGAUUUAUAAAUUACGUGUGAAUCACAUAUCAACGCAUAGUUUUUAUCUUUCGUGGAAACAGCUACGUAAAAAUUAUUUUUACUUUAUCAUAUAUGUAACACUUUUGUAAACUUAGUUCGAAGAAUUAAUUUAUAAUGAUGUAGCUAUGUGACUGAGGUUGCUAUAAAUACAGAUUAAAAGGGUAGAAUGGUAUAAUUAAAACUUGGCUGUCAGACAGCGUGACUCGUUGAUUGUACUAAGUAUAGUCACUUGCUUCGAAAUACAACCAUAUCGGGUUUUCUCGAGCAAGUUAAAUGUCUCUUCAACCAUUUACGGCUUACAAUUGAACAUAGCACACACGUACUCUCUGCACCAUGUUCUCAUUGGUUUAUAAUAUUCUCGUUUCGCAAGACGUGUUGUCCAUAGAAGGACAUAAAAAACACUGCUGACGGUAACAAAUAAAAAGCCUGAUAUAUAAGGUCUACCCACGCGUGAUCCACCAGAAUUGAACCAGACACAGUUCAGCUGUUGUGCUGGAGUUUUUAGGUUUGAUAAAGGUUGUUAAUUAACAACCACAUGGACUUUAUUCAAAGUUUUGCAGCAGCUUGCCAGAAACUUUACUUAACAAUUAAGUAUCAUAAUCAAGAUGCCUACAGGUAACUGUAAAGCAUAUUUAGUGACAAAUAUUUUGGGGUAAGAAUUUUUUCAAAAAGUGUAAUGUGAAGUGUUGAAAUACAAAAAAGACCCAGAAAAGUGAUAACUGUAAACUAGUGUCUCGUCACUAUCAACCAUUAUAUGUGCAUGGAGGGGGAUCAGAAUUUUGGUGUAGGAGAGAAUGACAGAAGAUACCUGGGGGAUGUUAUUAUGAUCAACCCUGAAGGAGAAGAUCUGGCUGAAGGUGAAGCUGUACCAGUCUGUCACAUGACAGGUGGACAUGAUGUAAGCUGUGAUGAUGAGGAUGAGGACACGUAUGCAGUCCCUAGUGACAUCCCAUUUGUUGAGAACAAGGGAGAUGAAAAUGAGGUCAUCAGUGCUGUUCGAGAAAAUGACUGCUUACUAUUACAACAACUGGCUCAGAAGAAUGUUGACUUUAAUUCACUGUGCCAUUGUCAAUGGGUACCUUGCACCAUUAGGGUGCAACGUGGAGAUUUUAGCAGACAGCUGCAAAUGACAGGAUAUGCAGCAAUCCAUGUUGCUGUUAUUCAUGCAUCUAUCAAGACCAUAAAGUGCUUGUUGACUGGAGGAGCAGACAUUAAUUUGCGGGACAGCAAUCGAAGGUCACCACUUCAGUUGGCAGCUGCUGUUGACAGACUGAAAGUGGUCAGACUUUUGAUUGAUAAAGGUGCUGACAUUAAUAAUCAGAGUUCAAGUUUACGCACUCCUCUCCUAGAAGCUAUAACCAAUCACAGUGAGGACCUUGUUCGAACUCUUGUUGAGUCAGGUGCUGACGUAAACCUGCCAGAUAUUAAGGGUACUACUCCACUCAGCUUUGCUGUUGGUCAUAUGUAUCCAUCCUCUAACUUUGGAACAGACUUGACUAUCAUACGUAUUCUGCUGGAUGCAGGUUGUGAUGUAGACAAAUCCAAUCCUGCAGGAGCAUCGGCACUCAUGCUGGCAGCAGGACUUAAGCUAGUACCUGUCAUUCACAUGUUACUGUCUGCAGGUGCAAAUAUCAAUAAGAUGGACAAUGCAGGACAUAAUGCUUUCCAUACAGCAGUAGCUGGUCAGCGGAACUUGAGUGCCAUGCAGACCUUGAUGUGGAAUGGAGCAGCUACACAUACAUCCAACAAAAAAGGUGAAACGCCAUUAGACAAAGCACUUCAGUUUGGCUCUAUUUCAAUUCUGCGUUUGCUGCUGUCAGCUGAUGCAGCACCUCACCGCCAUGACAUUAUGACAGCACCACGUAUUGUGCAGCUGCGCAAUUAUUUGCCAGAAUUUGAUGCAUGGUUACGUCAGGAGAUGCAUGAGCCACGAAGUCUACGUCGUAUUUGCCGUGAGAUGAUACGCUACCAUCUAUCACCACAUGGUCUGACACGAAUGAGUGAACUGGAACUCCCUCGGACUUUAGUGGACUUUUUAUUAGGCCGUGAUGUGGUUGAUUAAACAGUUGCUAUUCCUGAGUUUGUUCUUGUGGACAUGCCAGCUUGUGAUAAAAGAAAAUCUGAAACGGAAGUUUUGUACUAGAUAAUCUUUAUCAUGUCUUUGAUUUUUCAUGGUUGUAUUUUUAUAUUUUAUUAUUUAUAUUAAUUUUAUAUAUAUAUAUAAUAUUAAUUUAUUUUAUUAAUAAAUUAAAGCUAAGUGUCUGCCAUUGUCAGACUCGUAAAUCAAUGGUUGCAAAUGCUUCUUAAGCAUGCAAGCACAGACAUAUUCCAAUGACACAUGUGAUGGCAUACACAUGUAAAUUUUCCUGCACUAAUGUACUUUAUCAAAAAAAUAUUGUAAUGUCUUGCAAUAUUUAUCAUUAAGUGCAAUUCAAAUCUAUCACAUUCACAUGAUCAUGCAAGUAUAUAUUUGUAAACACAUAAUCUUUUCAUUGUAAGCUGUGACAUGAAAUAUGAUAUAAUUUUGAGUAAACUAAUUGUAAAUUUUAUACAUGUAUAAAAAUUAUUAUAAAUUAAGUGAAGAUUUGGUAAUAGAAGUUAAUAUUUUCACACAUCUUUGUAAUUCUAUUCUUAUUUUACAUUUUGUCAUAAGUUUGAAUUUUUGUAAUCUCCAAUCUUUAUUAUCACAGAGAGCUCUUUGUAAAUUUCCAUUUUUUGUAAAUGCUUUUACAUAAAAUUAAAUGAAAUAGUAUAAUGUCUUGCUCAUCUCACCACUGCAAAAAAAAAAAAUAAAUAAAGAUUCCUGAAAUUUCUCUUCUAAUGGUCCACUUGCUUUAAAAUAGUUUAUUAAUAAUUAAAUUGUGCACUCAAGGAUUUGCACAAAUUCUGCUGACAUUCUUGGUUACUAUAUAUACCUUCCUGCCUUAGUGGCUUCUCUUCUGAUGUAGGGCAUGAUAUGUCAAAGACUUAUGGGGAAUUUUUUUUUGGUGUUUCUGGGUUUUUUUCCUGUCUUUUUAAAAAUGUCUUAAUAUCAUGCAGAAAAUGCUACACCUUCAUGAAAUACUGAUAAUUAUGAGCAUGAAUAGGUAAUUUAUAAAUAUAUUAUUUAUCACGUAUUCUGUGGGAUUUAUGUAGUCUUUAUAUAUAUAUAUGCAUAAGUUGUGGAUGCAUGUUCGUGUGUUUUUACUUUGAUGCUUCUGUAUGCAUUUGUGUUUAAUGUCCUCUGUAAUUUUUAUUGUCUGUGGAUUAAAGAAGGAAAAAACAGCA